Molecule: messenger RNA, 1254 nt
Organism: Passer domesticus (house sparrow)
Lineage: Eukaryota; Metazoa; Chordata; Aves; Passeriformes; Passeridae
Product: C-C motif chemokine 19-like
Exons: 4
Coding region: 74-373 (99 amino acids)
Biological process (GO): immune response
Cellular component (GO): extracellular region
Molecular function (GO): chemokine activity
Source: RefSeq, a predicted model, not a curated record
CAGUGCAGAGCUCACCUCUCCUGCCUGGAGCUCCAUUGCCUCCAGCCCAUCCUCUGCCAGACUUAGCAGCAAAAUGCAGCGGCUGUAUCUUCUCUGCCUCAGUCUCCUGUUGCUGGGACAGAUCCUGGAUGUGCACACCGGCAACAACGUGCUCGACUGCUGCCUGCGGACCAGCGAGGCGCCCAUCCCGCGGCGGAUCGUGCAGGAUUACCGGCUCCAGCUGGUGCAGGAUGGCUGUGACAUCCCUGCUGCCGUAUUCAUCACCACAAAGGGCAAGCGCCUCUGUGCACCCCUGGAUUCCCCAUGGGUGAUUCGUCUCCAAGAGAGACUGGAUGCCAGCUCUGCUAAGAGGGGCAAACCACAGGGCAAGUAGGUCCUGAAGAAGCCAUGGCUGGUCCCAACAGCUGGAGGGGACCAUCUCCCAGCUGUGAAUCUGAUGCUAAUGGAGCCAACCUGCUUCCACCUCCAACCUCAGGGCUGAUCCUCCUUGAGACUCAUGCCAGUGUGUGGGACAGGGCAGAGCCUUGUCUGCUCUGCCCUUUUCUCUCUGCCUCCAAUGUGACCCAGCAUCCUGUGUCAGACUGAGCCAGGGGCUGCUGGACUCCAUCACCUUUGCAGCCUGGAAGCUGUUUGAUGGACUGAUCUGGGAGGCGAGCUGGGGAUUCUCAGACUUCCCAUCAAUACAGCAGCUGUGACCUCCAGCUACAGCCUGAUCCCUUUGGUUUCCAUUGUCAGCCCCAACCUAGAGUGCUCCUGCAUCCCUGGGAAGGGCUGCAAAGAGUGGCGUGGGCUGGUGGUGGAGUAGCUGCCAAAUUUGUGAUUUGGGGUUGGAGGGGAGUGAUGGAGGUGUUCCACAAUGGCCAUACCUUGUACUGAUCCUUGCCAAGCACAACCCAGAUACCCUCAGAAAAUAUGUAGCUGAUGUCGUUCUUCUCUCACUCCUGAAUUCCCUGCACUGUUUCCCUCCUGCCCUUCCUUGCAAGGGUAGAAACAGAGCCACUAAUGCGGAGCAGGCAGAGAUGUGCUCUUAGCCCAUGCUCUUCUCUGGGACAUUGCACCCUUUCUCAGUCCCUCAGCCUGACACCACUGUCCAGCUCUGCCCCAUGCCCAUGCCUGGAGGUCAUGCUGCUCUCAGGUUAUUUGCUGCUAGAUCUGUUCAUUGCAACAAUUCCAUGUGUAUUCCUCUUCUUUACUCUCUCUCUUUUUUUUUUGUUGUUUAAUUGUGCUGUGAUUUUGUAAAAUAAAAAGAAAAGC